Messenger RNA from Penicillium diatomitis, 1446 nucleotides. RefSeq lists its product as uncharacterized. The coding region runs from base 1 to 1446 and encodes 481 amino acids. NCBI's taxonomy places the organism in Eukaryota, Fungi, Ascomycota, Eurotiomycetes, Eurotiales, Aspergillaceae. The transcript has a single exon. The record is from RefSeq and is a predicted model, not a curated record.
AUGAGCAACGGUUCCUCAGUCACAGACCACAUCCCUCUUUCUAACGUUCUCAGUGCGCUGGGCACUUUGAUCGGAUACAUCGGGACCGAGGUAGCAACCGCAGAUCCCAUUGAUCGCCUACUAUGGCCCCGACGAGCUUUCCAGAACUUCUCAAUGCAGAAUGCCUGGAAAGUUGCCCUUUUCAUGCCUCUGGGGGGUCCUCUUCACAAGACGGCUCUUGAGACAAUGGACACAUUCGUCAAGCACGGCUUGUUUCAGGGGGAGCUCUGUGGUCAUAUGCUGGGUACCGCGUUUUUCCCCGACACAUACAUGACAUAUCAGUUGUAUCAAGACGGCUUGAUGAAGCGCGAGGCGAGCGUACGUAACGGUCUCUGGGUACGGGUGAUGGAUCAGAUCUCUUCACAUGCGCUCAAACCCUCCGUCAACAUGCAAGAGGCAGAGAUCAAAAAUGCAGAAGCGAGCUACACCCGAACGAUAACUCGACGCCAGGUGGUCACUGUCAGCUACCUACAACUUUCAGUGAUAGAACACCAACAUAUCUCCAGGCAGGGUCUCAAAGACCUGGUCGUGGAAAGUGACGUUGGCCCGGUGUCAUGGAAAAUCGUGUUGGCGAUUGUGACGACGGAGCUCACAGCGAUCGGGGUAGCACUUGCCGUUGUGCUAAUCUGGAGAUCGGCAUUCAUGAUCAUGUGGCUGAUCCCAUUGAUGCUGAAGCUACUUUGCGCAAUGUUCACUCUAUCGAGAGAAGACAUUAUGAUCCCGAGGCCCAUGGCGAAUUCAUGCGCGUCGGCUCCACCAUCAAAACAGGGUGACGGCCUCGAGAAUCCUGAGAACAUCAGCGUGACAAUACCCAUAUCGAGAGUUCUCGUCAAGAAUAAACAAGGACUUCAAGUUAUCAGUGGGCCAGAAAACCUGGUCAUGCAAUUUUUUCGACAUUAUGGCCAUCCUCGGCGAUGUCGAUGGAAAGAAAUCAUUGAAAUAGCUACCAUUGCCGCUUUGGGGCUCAAUUUUCCCUGUGGGCUGGUAUGCUCACUGAUUUGGAUGCCUGUCAGCCUUCAGUGUGUGUGGACUUUCUAUGCCCUUUAUGUCACUUGUGUGAUGUACAUUGCUCGAUACUCACAUGGGGCUUGGUGGGCGACGGCUGAAGAGCUACUCGCAGACAACUUUGUUCGGGCUGAGGAGAUGCCAGGCGAACCCGGAAUCAUACUGAAGACAGGAGAUGGGAAUGGCAUCAUGGCAAAGUUUACGCGGACUACACAUGAUUCCUAUGCUUGUGCACGUGACCAUGCGAUGCACCUGGUAGGAGCCUCGUCAAAGAGCACGCCAACAAAGCCAGCAGCAGCUUCGGAAAGGAAAAUAUCAGGAACGACAUUAUCAGAGAACUUGAGACCAGAGGAACUAAUAUCAGGGACACCGCUUUCGGAGAAGACCUCAUGCGAAGCCUGA